Peromyscus maniculatus bairdii (prairie deer mouse) is the source of this 5971-nucleotide messenger RNA. RefSeq names its product chromosome 7 C11orf87 homolog (gene C7H11orf87). The record is from RefSeq and is a predicted model, not a curated record. Lineage: Eukaryota; Metazoa; Chordata; Mammalia; Rodentia; Cricetidae.
UUUUUGAUGGGGAGUCAGGGGGAGGAAGGUAGCAGGGAAGAAGGCUGGAGAAAGGUCGAGCAAGAUUCUGAAUGCCAGAUUCAGCGUGUCAGCUGGGGCCAGGGACAGAGGCAGUGGGAUGUCUCCCCUGGGACUGGGACCUUGGGGAUCUGAAGGUCCAGGCUGGAAGUGUCUGGAGAGGGAGGAAUGGGGAAGGAAGCCUUCAUACGGGGAGCCUGCUUGGAGGGAAUGCUGGGGAGAGUGGCUCCUGAGAAGAGGUCCACCCGGCUCAGAGAGGAGGGCAGUUGGCUUUCUGGGAAGUAGAUAGAGAAAGCCAGCCUUGGCGGCCGCUGUUGGUGACAAUUAGAAAGUUGUGCAGGGGGCAGGGCGCUGGCUGCCUUCUCUGCUGAGUAACCAGUGUCUCCGCGGUGCGGUGCGGUGCGGACGCCAGACCCCAUCGGAGCCAGCCGAGCAGCUGGCAACCGCUCUCCUGCGCUGCCAGGAGCGCACGGUGCCUGGGGAAAGGAAACCGGGCGCUUGGAGACAAGAUCAAGGAGGACCGGAGACAGUCUCCCUGGGGCUACUAGCUCUGGCCAGCUUGCUUGCCGGCAGUCGCUCCCUCUGUCUUUGGCUGGAGCGCUCACUCCUUCCAGCGCCAGGGAGCAGUUGGGGUGGCGUGGGCUCUUGUCCUCGUCUUGGCUGGUGGGAACAGUGUGUCCAACAGAGGAAGCCUGGUGGGCCUGGCCCCUCUCAGCCCAGCGCCGAUGAGUGCCAGGGCGCCGAAAGAGCUGAGGCUGGCCCUGCCGCCCUGUCUCCUCAACCGGACCUUUGCUUCCCACAACGCCAGUGGAGGCGGCAACGCAGGUGUCCGCACCUCGGGCGCAGGUGGUGGCACCUGCAUCACGCAGGUGGGACAGCAGCUCUUCCAGUCUUUCUCAUCCACGCUGGUGCUGAUUGUCCUGGUCACUCUCAUCUUCUGCCUCAUCGUGCUGUCCCUCUCCACUUUCCACAUCCACAAGCGUAGGAUGAAGAAGCGGAAGAUGCAGAGAGCUCAGGAGGAAUACGAGAGGGAUCAUUGCAGCGGCAGCCACGGUGGUGGUGGUGGUGGUGGUGGUGGUGGGCUGCCCCGGGCAGGUGUUCAAGCCCCAACCCAUGGAAAAGAAACCCGGCUGGAGAGACAGCCCCGGGACUCCGCCUUCAGCACCCCCUCCAAUGCCACCUCUUCCUCCUCUUCAUCCCCUGGUCUCCUGGGCCAGGGCCCUUGUGCGCCUCCUCCUCCACCGCCAGCCCCCAGUCCACACGGAGCACAGGCAGCUUCCUCCUGCUCGGACACUGCUGGCGAGGGCCUUUUGCAAACGGUGGUACUGUCCUGAUUGUGUAGCCCUCUCCUGACCCCUUCCUCGUUUCCAGCAUCUUUGCCAUCCUGGCUUUUGUUCCUCCUUUCUUCCUUUUCCGUUUCCCUCCGGUCCCUCUUUCCUCUGCCCUCGUCCCCCACCUGCCCACCCUUUUACUGUUUCUCCUCCGCCGAGGCACUGUGCGGUAUUUGUAAAUAUUGGGCGAGGAAAGUCUCAGAGGAAGAAAUAACGCUGAUAAUACUUCAUCGAUAUUUAUAGUAAUUAUUAUACUAUUAAUAACACAGUCCAAGCGCAUGACAAAUCACAUCAUUUCUCAUCGUCAAUGAUGGCUGCAUCUUCCCUCUCCACCCCGUGCCCCCCUCAGUAAGGAGGAGAAACCGCACAAGCUACCAAAUCUAUAAAAGACAUGAACACAGGAGCCAAGGGAGGGGAGGGGGCCGGUGAUGUUGUAUAUAGCUGUCAAGUGAAGGUUUAGUCGCCUUUCUGCCCCUCCCCCACGGGCUUUCACCUUUCCUUUAGCUUCUCCCGCCCCCGCCCCCUCCUCACCUUCAGCUGGGCUCAGGCAUUAGUAUAUUAUAAAGGAAACAUUUACAUGAAGCACCAGAGACCACAGAGAAUGUCCCAGAAAAAUGUUCAGGACAGGUAACCCCUCUCUAGUCAGUCAUCUCUUCACUCUUUGGUUUCCCUGGGCAGAGUUAGUUUACUUUUAGAAAUAUCUCCCUGGACGAGCCGCAAAAAAAAAAAAAAAACCAAAACAAAACAAAAACCAUACUGUAUGCUUCUGCUCGCCCACCCCCUUCCGCCCGGCCCCACUUGCACACUUGAUUGGUGGCAGGGUUUUAUUAUUUGUUUAUUCAUCUAUUGAUUUCUUUAUUUUUGAGCCUCAGAGACAUCGGGAGCUGUCCAGCCAUGUCUGGUGCUGAAUAUGUCUCGCCCUCACGCUUACUUCCUCUGGCUGUGCAGGCCAAAGAAGGAGCUGUUUUGGAAAGUGAUUGUCUUGGUUUUGAUUGGUUUCUUCUUUUUUCUACAAUUGGAUUAGUGUGUACUAUUGUUUUGCUUAUUAUUAAACAUUGCAUAAGUUACCUUUAUGUAAAAAAAAAAGUAUUAGGUAAUGUGCAGUUCUGAAAAUGCAGUAUCUAACCAAGCAGUAUGUUUCUGUUUUAUUUUUAGAACAAGUGCACCUUUGUUAUAUACUUAUUAUAUUGGUACCAAAUACAGAAGAAAACCAUAGUUCUGUGAUAUGUCCUCCAAACUGUAUAUUCUUGUUCUGACUUUCCAGCUGUUGAUACAAUGGUUGCCACUGGCUGAGGAAGUCAGUGGUACAGGCCUGGCUUCUGUUUCCGGAAGUGUUCUUUUGUAUUUUACUCUGUAGUAGACUAUUAUAAAAAGAUGACACUCACGUUUCCCUUUUUCUUUUGUGAAUAACAGAAACGGCCACACCAGAAUAGAAGGAAUGGAUGUGCAGGAAUGCCAUCUAUUAAACCCUGGUUAAUAUUUCAACAGUGCCUGUAGUUCUCUGCAUGCAGUUACCACCUGGAGGCAGUGGUGUGUGUGUUUGUACUGUAUGUGUUGGGGGAAAGUCUGGUGGAGAUGUUGGGCAAUUUGGAUGACGGGACAUGCAAAUUUCCAAGGUAAAUCAGUAAAUGCUUACAGGAUAAAAAUGUUUACAGUUUGUUUAGUUACAACUCUGUGCCUGUAUCUGAUAUACAGCAAUGGAGGAUCUCGCUUCUUUCUAAGUCUGGCCUAAUUAGCCUCCCUGAACACAUAGAAAAUGUUGAGGAAAAAAGAAAGCCAGAGAGAAGGUAAAUCUUUUGUCUUCUCUUCAAAAGUCAGAUAAACUCAUCUAUGUUAGACUCUGCUGCUGGGUGUAAGGCAGUGGGACCCUCACAAAAAUUCCUCUCCCAAGCCACUAGCUGCCCUCAGUUCUCUGUUUUGUUUCAAGUUGUAUGUGCUUAUUAUCCAGAGAAACUAUUGCCUCUAAUGUUUUUUGUUAUUAUGAAGUUUCCCAAGCUCAGUCCGUAUCUUUAUAAAAUAAGUUAAUAAGGUUGAUUUCAGUCACCCAUCAGAUAUCAUCUGAGUCCUUUUCUGAAGCACAGGCCAUCAUUUAAGCAUGCCAUGUUGUAUCAUUAGGAAGAUCAGGUAUAAUCUUUGGAUACAAUAUAUUAACAAUGAAUCAGAUUCUCUCCAGUGCCUUAGUCACUUCCUAGUAACAGGUCUGAGUGCAUUCACUCCCUCAGGCUACCAGGGAACCCAUCAGUGUAACUGAGCUCCACAUUGUACAACAGAAUGGCUAAGGCACUGUGAAGGAGAAUGUCCAUCAAUCUCUUUAACUUACCCUCAUCCACCUAUAGCUCUUAACACCUUCUUACAGAAUGGGUUUUGAAUGUGAAAUCUGAAUAGAAUUAGGAACCCAGAAAGAAGGAAGUUCCAUCAUCUCAAUGAGCUCUACUUAAGUGCAUAGAUAUUACUUUCUUCCCAUUAUUUGGUGCACUUUUUUUUUACAGUAAAUAAUUUCCCAUUUUAUUAAAGCAAUAAAAUAUUCUGUUUUGAGUAGUGCUAGAUGCUGAUUCCACUUCCUUGGUGCUGAAGCGACUCAUGUGUUCUUGCCUUAUGAAUCACAGUGCAUUCAAGGCAUGCAAUAAUAAUCCCCUUCCAAGAAGCAGCCUGUACACCCUAGGGGGCAAUGUCCUAUAUACUUUUCCCAAAAGAGAUAGAGGGAACAAGAAAUAAGCUAAUUGUGUGUAUUUUAAAAAAAUCUUGAUACCUCUAACCAUAAGCACACAUCUGUAAUGUGCUAUCAUAGUGCACCUUAAGUGUUUAUGCCUUUCCCCAUCAAUUGACUAGGGUUUAAUAUUUUAAUAGUGUCCUGUGUAAAGAUGAUGCAGCUUGUCAAUCAUGUUUCAUACUGAGUUUAAUAUGCUGUGAACCUGGUGGUGUCACACAAGAUUUCUGUGAGCUAGAAUGAGAAUUACAUGAAAUUCUAGUAGAUCAGAUCCCACACCAAAUUAUUGCAAUAAGCAUAUGACAAUGCAAAUUUCUAUAGGCUCUGUUUAGAUUGCUACUUAGUGAACUCAGCUGACCCAUAUGACAUUCAAGAUUUCAUUUUUAUGAAACAAACGGCAAUAUGGAAAUAGCUAAAUUUACUCUAAGGAUUUUAUUUACCGAUGUCCAGUCAAACUAAUUGCUUCAACCCUCUAUAGCUACAGCUCAGCUCCUGCACUUGCUAUUCAGUAUUAAUAAGGUAGCAUGCUUGACUCUUACUGUUUUAAGACAUGAGAAAAUAAGAGAAAGAGAAUGCCAAUAUGUCAACUGUAUGGGACUCUGACUCUUGAAGAUGUAGAUGGAUAUAAUCUUUAGAAUUUAUAUACACCCAUAGAUAUGUAUUUAUAUAUGCAUACAUUUUGUACAAAUUUACAAUGGACUUUUUGUAUUCUCUUUUCUGUCAUUAUAAGUAUGAGACUGAAACCAAAUAGUUGUUCCAUCCUCUGAUCCGGAGAGGAUCUGAGAAGUCAGGUAAAUGCAUGUACUUGUUUCUUUGGGGUCAAAUAGGAAUGACUUUCUCUUUAUUUAAUGGAAGGGGAGAGUCUUCCUCGGCUUGGGAAAUUGGUAAUUAGAUAAGCUUCCUUUCCUAUAUUAGUGACUCAAAUGUAGCAACGAUAAUGAAGUUAUGACCAUAUCAAUAUGGUCCAGCUAUCUAGGUGGAAUAAAAAAUCUAUCUAAAAGAUCUUUGGAGACAUCUAGACCAUAAUCAUGGAUUGCAAUUUGAUUUUUCUUUUCCUUUUUCAACAUAUAUGUUGUAUGAGAUACAACAUAUAUCUGCAUAUUUAAAGGUAAAAUGAAAAUAUAACUAUUAUCUGUUUAGUUUGACAAGUAGCUUUUGGAAAAUAUGGACGAUUUAGCUUUAAACAUUACUUUGGUAUUUGACCUUUUCUCCCUUCCUAUCUGUAUCCAUGGAAUUGAUUAGACAAUGACUAAAACUUCUUCUUUUUCAAUGCAUAGACAUAGGCUUUAAGUGCUUUUCUGUUGAUAAUGGCUAAGAAAUUACUAACAGAUAUUGCUAAGAGUUGGGUUUGGCUAAACCAGGAACUUUACUAUGGCUUCUGAAGUCCACUCCCAGGUGAAUCUAGGCUUUAAUCUGAAAAGCCACGUGUUGGUGUGUGAAAGCAGGGGCUGCAGCUCACAGAUAUCACAGUUCAUGUGAGAAUGAAUUGCCCCAUCUACACAAGAAGAUAUUUCAUCCCUGGGAUGAAUAGAAAUCUGAUUCUGGUUUGUUUUUCUUUCGCUUAUGUGUACUAUUUGAGAAGCAGAUAUUCUGGCUUGGCAUCAAUGCUUAUCAAUGCCACCAACCCAAUGGUACCACUGGUGCCAUGGAGGAAUGCUUAGUAGAGAAUAAGGAUUGACUUAGCUUUAAUUGGGGACAAUGAAUUAUUCCAAUUUUUUUUUAACCUAUGAGGCUAUUUCCCCGAGACGUGUGGUCUCCCAGGAUUGCUGCUGUAGAGAGGUUAACAACAGUGACAGCGCCCACAGGCAAACUGACUUUUGAACUUGAGUAUAUCCAAUAGAUAGAAUAAAACAGGUACUAGAAUUCAUGAAAAAUUUGUUUUGCUUUUAUAUCAAUAAAAGAGUUUUCUUGUUAA